This is a messenger RNA of Cavia porcellus (domestic guinea pig), 3322 nucleotides long. RefSeq names its product leucine rich repeat containing 74B (gene Lrrc74b). Lineage: Eukaryota; Metazoa; Chordata; Mammalia; Rodentia; Caviidae. The record is from RefSeq and is a predicted model, not a curated record. The coding region runs from base 42 to 1007 and encodes 321 amino acids. Gene Ontology annotation, molecular function: protein binding. The transcript is spliced from 7 exons.
UCGUAUAUGAGGCGCCAGGCUUCAGAGUAGGAGACUGCGAAAUGGGUGUAGCUAUGAAGGAUCCUUGCGAGAAUUCUGCAGAGAAUGAACCGGAGGAAGAAGUGAAGGCGGCUGCUGGGGAUUUUUCAGAGAUUGCGGAGGCCGAAAAGGGCUCGGUUGCAGAUUCGGACUCCGAUUUUGAGACAGAAGGUGUACCCGGUACCCUUGGACUUGGAGAAGUGGUCAAGGAUACCCUCUACCUGGGGUUUUGCCAGGCCUUUAAUGUUGUGCCUGUCUCCUGCUUUCUGCGCCAAGAAAAUGCUGCAGAGUUGAGCCUGCGGCACCGUGGCCUGGGACCCCAGGGGGCUCAGGCUCUGGCUUCUAUGUUGACCUCCAAUCCUUAUAUCAAGCGACUGGAUCUUCGGGACAAUGGACUCUGUGUGGCUGGUGCAGAAGCCCUGGCAGAUGUCCUGAGCAAAAACAGCAGCAUAUCUGAUGUUGACCUGUCGGAGAACCAGUUUGGAGCACCAGGGGUCCAGGCCCUUUGUGCUGCCCUCACAGUGAACCAGGCAGUGCAGAAGAUGAAGCUGGCAGGGAAUGGCCUGGAAGAACAGGCAGCCAAGUACCUUGCUGAUCUCCUGCUGGUCCAUACCGGUCUGAAAUCCCUGGAUCUCAGCUAUAACCAGCUAAAUGACCAAGCAGGAGAGACCCUUGGACCCGCACUGGCAGAAAACACAGGACUCACAGAACUUGACAUAAGCUGGAAUCACCUCCGAGGCCCAGGAGCUAUAGCAUUUGCCAGGGGAUUGGAGGCAAACAUCUUUCUGAAAGUUCUGGACAUCUCAUACAAUGGCUUUGGUGACCUUGGAGCACUGGCUGUGGCUGAGGCCCUGAAAGUCAACAAUGUAUUGGAGGAACUCAACAUGAGGUAUCCAGGAAUCCCAUGCAAAGUGAAGGCUGCUUUGGUCUCCUCAAGUCUGUCCAGGACAACACAGCAUCUGCCCUCGAACUGCUGGAUAUCUCUGUAAGAGCUUUUAUAAGCCUUCUCUCUGAUCCACCAAAAGCCCUGUGAGCUUCUAUCAUCUCUAUUUUAGACGCAGAAAGUGAGGAUUACAGAAGUAAAGUGCCCUGCCCAGGUACAGCAUGUGCUAUGGUCAGUGUUCCAAUCCAGGCCUAAAUGUAGGUCGUGAGACAGCUCCAGCUCUGCUUCCACUCUGGGCUGGUAGCUUUGCUAUGAUCUCUCUCACACUGUGCCCCUGCCUGAGUUUUUCAAUGGCUGAAGGAGAAAGAGGUGGAGGUUAGGGGCUUGAUGCUCAUAGUCCACUUAUGUUUAGAUCUGCUGGCUCAGCACCUGCAGGGUUGCCUUCCACCCUUGUCCCAUCCCUGACCUAAACCACCUACAGGUAGAUUCUGGCACUGGGAGAUUCAUGUGUAUAAUUGUAGGGGAGGUUAGGACUCCUUUUCGUUCAGUGUUGCCUUUUUAAUACAGAAAAAGUCACUCUUUUCUAAGAAUGAGAGAAACUUGUGUUGAUAUUUUGUUUUUGAGAUAAGGUCUCACUACAUACAGUUCAGGUCAGUCUUGAACUCACUGUGUAGCCCAAGGUGGCCUCAUAUGAGGCCUUAUCCUCUCAAGUACUAGGAUUAUGGCAUGUGCAAGCUGAGAAUCUUAGAAUUUUUUGUAUAUGUGUGAUACUUGGGAUGUAACACAUGUAGGCAAGCACUCUACCACUAAGCUACGACCCCAAACCUCAAAAAUAUAAAUUACUAAAAGAAAUGCUGAGCUAAACUUUGAUUUAUUUCAAUCCAGACUUGAGUCAUAGGCUUUCUAGAGAUGUAUCCCACAUCUUUCAGAUUUUGGGACAACUGAUCUCUUCAUUAGCCCAAAGCCAGCAAUUAGCAUGCUACACCUCUUCUGCUUUGAAAAUGCUUGUCAGCAUUGUAUACUAUUCUUUAAAAAGGCGGAGGUGGGGUGGGAUAUGAAGCUCUCCUGUUAAAGUACACGUUUAUUCAGUACAAUGCAUCGGUAUUAGCUGAGACCUGUAGUAUAACAGGAAUACCGGGCUUUGGAGUCAGUUCUAGCCUGAGACCAAAUCCUGGGUUCAUUAAUGUGAAAUAUUGCACAAAAAUCUGAAACAGGGCUGGAGAUAGAGCUCAGCAGCACAGCACCUGCCUGGAAAGUACAAGGUCAUAAGUCUGAUCCCCAGUACAAAAAAAAAAAAAAUUCUUAACCAGAGAAUCAUCACCAGUAACCUACAUCUAAUGUUCUAGUUUCUAUUUUUUUUUUCUUUUUUAUCGGUACCGGGGAUCGAACUCACAACUGUCUGCUUGCAAGGCAGGCGCAUAUGCCGCUGAGCUAAAUCCCCAGCCCCUUAGUUUCUAUUCUUUAAAUGUUAAUCAUUAGUCUAAGAUGACUAGCCCAGAUGUUAUCCUGAGCCUUGAGGGAUAUGCUAUGAAUCCUUAUAGUUCAAGUCAAACUCUUCAUAGGGUUCAGCCUUGUCUAUAUUUGAAGUGAGUCUGACAAACACCUCCCAGGGGCAUUAUGAAGAUGAAAGAGAGCCAGGUAUGGUGGUGUAUACCUGUAGUCUCACCUACUCAGGUGGCUGAGGCAGGUAGAUUACCUGAGCUCAGGAGUUCAACGCCAACCUGGGUAACAUAGUGAGACCCUCCCCAUUUCAAAUAAUAAUAAAUUACUUGAAAAUAUGUGUAUAAAUUAUAUUCAAAUAAUACUAUUUUUUAUUUUUUAUGUUAGCCCCUAUAGAACAACUUUCAGAGAAAGAUUCUGCUGAGGCAGAAGGGAUAUGGUCAAGGCAAGCUAAUUACCGGCUUUGGACUAAUGGAAAGAGAUAUCACAAGAAUAUAUUUAAGUUCUAGUUCUCUUGUCCUCAAUCCCUUUGUUUUUGACUUACUAAUUUAAUUAGCAUGCUAAAAAGUGCACAUAGAUUGAGGUUAGAUUACAAAUAGCAUAUACCUAUAUAAAGGAUCCCCAGAUCAAUAGAGCACCCCCCCAAACCUCCCUUUGACUCCCAUUUCUUCUCUGUUUUAAUAGGGUAGGUAGUAUGAGAUUGUCAUGCACAGGAGGGAAAUGCCCAAAGAGGCUUCUUUAAUAUUGUGUGUGUACACAAAAAUAAGCAACUUAUCAGAAAGUAUUCAUACACUGCCUUGUGAUGGGUUUCUUCUUAGGAUAUCGAGGUAAACAGAAAGUUUGAUGACCUUGCCAGCUCGGUGAAGGUAAUUCUUCCAGGGCUAUGCAUAAAGAAGGGUGCUCAGAGAGAGUGGCAUAUAAAAGAGUUGUUGCCAGUCUUCAGACAGUACCCACAAGGAUCUGCACCUAAAUGACUUUGGA